GUCACAACGAAGUCUCAGAUACGAUUGCCCAGCCUGGGAAAUGGCUCUGGAAAUGGUUUUCAACCAUUUUCCUCCAAUCAAGUUCGCAUUCACAGGACGACUUGACAUGACAGACGUAACAGGAGAUUGUUUCUACAUCACUCGAGUCUCGCUAACUCGCCAACAGCUCGAUAACAACAUGUUUCCAAUCUUGGAAGACUUGGUAUCAGACAAGUGCUGUCCAAUGUGGACUCUUUAUUUGGCUAACUUUGGAAAUCUUAAUAGACAAGAAGGUCCACAAUUAUUAGUGAAAACCUCUGUAUCUAAAAAGGAAUCCCUCAACCAUUCAGAGAAAAGCAGAAGAAGCAGUGUAAGAUCCUCUGUGGUCUCGUUUAAUCGAGAAAAGAUCCUUUCUCCAGAUCAAUAUCUACUCAACUACGUCGAUUCGUUAAAAGAAACCUUACAACAAAAUGGAUUUUCCACAGAACCUACCAAAAAACACCAUCAUGCGUUAGAUGAGGACACCAUACGAGGAAAAUCACGCGUUAUUGGACAGUUUGUAGCAAAACAGAUGAGUGGAAUGGAAGAAAAGGAAGUGUGCUCCAACCAUAUGCUUGACUUGCACAUCAAUGAGCUUAUAGUUGAGCUAGUGGACAACAUCAUCCCCGUGGGCCACCUCCGAGUAGGUCUUCACCUAGAGAGAGCGCUCCUGUUCAAGGUGUUGGCUGACAGGGUAGGUCUGCCGUGUAGUCUGGUAAGGGGGUGGCAGCGGGGCUGGGUGGAGGUGUGUUUGCCCCAUCUUCCCCCCGCUCCACGCCCCGCCUACCCCGACAGUCUGCUAAGACCUAGCCACGUGGUGGAUCUGAUGAACAACCCUGGGGAACUCCUGCAGUUACAAAGCUACGAGGCUGAUCUGUAUUGCGGGGUCAAAUCAUGUUGAUAAUGGUUUAUGAUAGUAAAACUUAUAUUGUAUUUGAAACCCCAUUUAGUAAUGUCUCCUUCUACAUGGGAAUUUGUAUUAUGAUAAAUGCGUUAAUGAUCUGCAGCAUUAAAUUGUGUGGAUGUAGUUUGUGAAAAAGGUUACGAGUAAAAUAUU
Macrosteles quadrilineatus (aster leafhopper) is the source of this 1075-nucleotide messenger RNA. RefSeq names its product armadillo repeat-containing protein 3. The record is from RefSeq and is a predicted model, not a curated record. The transcript is spliced from 4 exons. Lineage: Eukaryota; Metazoa; Arthropoda; Insecta; Hemiptera; Cicadellidae. Bases 41 to 919 code for a protein of 292 amino acids.